This is a messenger RNA of Penicillium manginii, 786 nucleotides long. RefSeq names its product sulfotransferase family protein. Lineage: Eukaryota; Fungi; Ascomycota; Eurotiomycetes; Eurotiales; Aspergillaceae. The record is from RefSeq and is a predicted model, not a curated record. The coding region runs from base 1 to 786 and encodes 261 amino acids. The transcript has 2 exons.
AUGGCCGCAACAGAAUCACCACCAAAGAAGGCGACAGACGACGGCCUACUCAUCAUCAACGCGAGCUUAUUUCGCAGCGCCACCAAAUCGAUGGCCCUCGCAUACCAAAUCCUAGGCUUCAAAACACACCACGGUCUACUAGAAAAAGUCACAGACACACCAUGGGUCUCCCUUGAAAAAGCCGCCGAAGCAACAUGGCCCUCUGCGCCAAACGCCCGACCCCAAGCGCGCUUCACGCGCGAAGACUGGGACGAACUAUGGGGAAACAAAUACGACGCAGUGACAGACCUCGCCUCGCCCUUCGCCCUAGAACUCAUAGAAUCCUACCCAAACGCAAAGGUCGUCAUCGUGCAGCGCGACUUCGAGAGCUGGUGGCCCAGUUUCCAGACCGAGAUUCUCGACCGCGUCAUGAUCCAGCCAAUGGCUACUAUCAACGGGUUUCUGGGUCUGUAUCUAAUGGGCAUUCCGGCCGUGCAGGCGAUGCGGAAGAUCCAUUUCGGCUUCUUCGGCGCGAAGAGCCAUGCGGGGAUUCGGGAGCGCGCGAGAUCAGCGUACGACGCUUACUAUCGCGAUGUGAGGGCGGCGGUUCCGGCAGAGCGGAAACUUGAGUAUCAGAUCAGUGAUGGGUGGGAGCCUCUGUGUCAGUUUUUGGGCGUCGAUGUUCCCGAUGUGCCGUUUCCGAGGGAUAAUCAUUCCGCUUUGCAUGAGCAGGAGGCAAAGGCUCGGAUGUGGCUUUUGUGGACUUAUAGUGCCAAGGUUGCGCCACCCUACAGCAUUUUUAUGUAA